AGGCGGCCGAGCGGACGGCGGGGGAUGGCGAGAUAGCGGCACGGCAGCGGCCCGACUGACUGCUUUGCACAGAUGAUGAACCUUUCCUCACAUUUAAGAAGACCCUCCUGGAUGAUGGAUAGUAAAAGAAUGGGGAUGACAUCACAUUUCCAGUGGCUCUUAUUAACAUUUACUCUCCUAUAUUUAAUGAACCAAGUAAAUAGCCAGAAAAAAGGGGCGCCUCGUGAUUUGAAGUGUGUAACUAACAAUUUGCGGGUGUGGGACUGUUCUUGGAAAGCACCCUCUGGAGCAGGCCAUGGUACUGUUUAUGAAGUUUGCAUUGAGAACAGGUCUCAUUCUUGUUAUCAGUCAGAGAAGACAAAUACUAAGAUCCCUGCUCUUCCACCUGGUGAUCAUGAAAUAACAAUAAACCGUCUGUAUGAUUUUGGAAAUCUUAUAAGUAAAUUCACACUAAAUGAAAAAAAUGUUUCUUUAAUUCCGGACACUCCAGAGAUCUUGAAUUUGUCUGCUGAUUUCUCAACUUCCACAUUACACCUAAAGUGGAAUGACAGGGGUUCUGUUUUUCCACAUCACUUAAAUGUCAUCUGGGAAAUUAAAAUUCUACGUAAAGAAAAUAAGGAAGUCGUAAAAUUAGUGACCCACAACACAACUGUGAAUGGUAAAGAUACAAUUCACCACUGGAGUUGGACCUCAGACAUGCCCUUGGAGUGCACCACUCAUUCUGUGGGAAUUAGGUGCUAUGUUGAUGAUCUUCAUUUCUCUGGUCGCAAAGAGUGGAGUGACUGGAGCCCACUGAAGAACGUUUCUUGGUCACCUGAUUCCCAGACUAAGGUUUUUCCUCAAGACAAAGUGAUACUUGUAGGCUCAGAUAUAAUAUUUUGUUGUGUGACUCAAGAAAAAGUGUUAUCAGCACAGAUUGGCCAAACAAAUUGUCCCCUUAUCCAUCUUGAUGGGGAAAAUGUGGCGAUCAAGAUCCGUAAUAUUUCUGUUUCUGCUAAUAGUGGAACAAAUGUGGUUUUUACAACAGAAGAUAACAUAUUUGGGACUGUUAUUUUCGCAGGAUAUCCACCUGAUACUCCUCAAAAACUGAAUUGUGAGACCUCUGAUUUAAAAGAGAUUGUCUGUACUUGGAAUCCAGGAAGACCAACCGCAUUGGUGGGCCCACGCAAUACGAGUUACACUUUAUUUGAAAGUUUUUCGGGGAAAUAUGUUAGAUUUAAAAGAGUUGAAGCGCCAACAAAUGAAAGCUAUCAGUUAUUCUUUCAAAUGCAUCCAAAUCAAGAAAUAUAUAAUUUUACUUUGAAUGCUCACAAUCCUCUGGGUCGAUCAGAAUCAACUAUUUUAGUUAACAUAACUGAAAAAGUCUGUCCUCGUAUUCCUACUUCAAUCAAAGUGAAGGAUAUUAAUUCAACAGCUGUUACACUUUCCUGGCAUUUACCAGGCAACUUUGCAAAGAUUAAACUUUUAUGUCAAAUUGAAAUUAACAAAACUAACUCAGUCCAAGAAUUGCGGAAUGUCACAAUCAAAGGAGUAGAAAAUUCAAGUUAUCUUGUAGCUGUGGACAAGUUAAAUCCAUAUACCAUAUAUACUUUCCGGAUUCGCUGUUCUACUGAAACUUUCUGGAAAUGGAGCAAAUGGAGCAAUGAAAAAAAAUACUUAACCACAGAAGCCAUUCCUUCAAAGGGACCAGAUACGUGGAGAGAGUGGAGUUCCGAUGGAAAAAAUUUGAUAAUCUACUGGAAGCCUUUACCCAUUAAUGAAGCAAAUGGGAAAAUACUUUCCUAUAAUGUAUCCUGUUUGCUUGAUGAGGAGACACAGUCCCUUUCUGAGAUCCCUGAUCCUCAACACAAGGCAGAACUACAACUUGAUAAAAACGACUACAUCAUCAGUGUGGUGGCAAAAAAUUCUGUUGGCUCAUCGCCACCUUCUAAAAUAGCUAGCAUGGAAAUUCCAAACGAUGAUCUCAAAGUAGAGCAGGCUGUCGGAAUGGGAAAUGGAAUUCUCCUCACUUGGAAUUACGAUCCCAAUAUGACUUGUGACUAUGUUAUUAAAUGGUGUAACUCAUCUCGGUCUGAACCCUGCCUUAUGGACUGGAAAAAAGUCCCUUCAAACAGCACUGAAACUGUAAUAGAAUCUGAUCAGUUUCGACCUGGUGUAAGAUACAAGUUUUUUCUGUAUGGGUGCAGGAAUCAAGGGUAUCAGUUACUGCGCUCUAUAAUUGGAUAUGUAGAAGAACUGGCUCCAAUUGUUGCGCCAAAUUUCACUGUUGAGGACACAUCUGCAGAUUCGAUACUAGUAAAAUGGGAAGAUAUUCCCGUGGAAGAGCUCAGAGGCUUUUUAAGAGGAUACUUAUUUUACUUUGAAAAAGGAGAGAGAGACACAUCUAAAAUAAGGGGUUUGGAAUCCGGUCGGUCAGACAUAAAGAUUAAGAACAUUACUGACCUAUCCCAGAAGACACUGAGAAUUGCUGAUCUUCAGGGUAAAACAAGUUACCAUCUGGUCCUGCGAGCCUACACAGAUGGUGGCAUGGGCCCAGAGAAGAGCAUGUUCGUGGUGACGAAGGAAAAUUCUGUGGGGUUAAUAAUCGCCAUUCUCAUCCCAGUGGCCGUGGCUGUCACCGUGGGAGUGGUCACGAGUGUCCUUUGCUAUCGGAAACGAGAAUGGAUCAAAGAAACCUUCUACCCUGAUAUUCCAAAUCCAGAGAAUUGUAAAGCUCUGCAGUUUCAGAAGAGUGUCUGUGAGGGAAACAGUGCUCUCAAAACAUUGGAAAUGAAUCCUUGUACCCCAAAUAAUGUUGAGGUUCUGGAAACUCGAUCAGUGGUUCCGAAAAUAGAAGACACGGAAAUAAUCUCUCCGGUAGCCGAGCGGCGGGACGAGAGCUGUGAUGCAGAUGCCGAGAACCACGUGGUCGUGUCCUACUGCCCCCCUGUCAUUGAGGAGGAAACGGCGCAGCCGGGCGCCGAGGAGGCCGGAGGGACCUCUCAGGUCGUGUACAUCGAUAUCCAGUCUAUGUACCAGCCUCAGGCGAAACCAGAGGAAGAUCAAGACAGUGACCCUGUCGGGGGCGCCGGCUAUAAGCCCCAGAUGCACCUGCUGGUCCCUGCUACUGGGGCAGACCUCGGCGCGGAGGACGACUUAGAUAAAACUGCUGGUUACAGACCUCAGGCAAAUGUCAAUAACUGGAACUUAGUGUCUCCAGACUCUCCCAGGUCCACAGACAGCACCAGUGAAACGGCCUCUUUCGGAAGCCCCUGCUCCAUUAACUCCAGGCAGUUUUUGAUCCCUCCUAAAGACGAAGACUCCCCGAAGUCGAACGGGGGAGGGUGGUCCUUCACAAACUUUUUUCAGAACAAACCCAACGACUAACAGCGUCGCCGCGUCACUUCAGUCUGCCAUCUCAGUAAGCUCUCCGUUCCGGCGCUCCUGGGCCAGCACUGGGCGUCUUGGAGGGAUCCUGUGAAGUACUGUUGGCGAGGAGGACCUUCCCGCACGCAAGUCACACUCCAAGUGUCCCUGUGCUUUCAGUGUAGUCUCACAGCCCAAGUAGAGUCACUCAGAGAUUCGGUCCAUGCAGCUCAAGUCUUGGAGCGACCCGUGAUCAGAGCCAGAGAGUUCCCACGUGCUCUCCCUUCAGGAAGCACUUCCCGGCGGAUACCGUCCGGUCCGCACACGCAAAACAAGUCCCCCAGCCGCGUGUUCUGUUCUGCUAGUGGUUUUCUCAUACGGAUGCUGUGGAAUUGCGAGCCGAUUACAGGCACGGGAGAAAGACGUCAGAGUACCAGAUGAUGUUUAUUUGCCUGACACUUGCUCCAUUCUAGAUGAAAACCAAGCACAGAUUUCAGAACUUUCAACAUGAGUCUCCUCUGUCCACAGCAUUUACAAAAAAUUAAUAUAAUUUCUGAUGUAGUGACCGCUAUGUAGUGUUUUGUUUGAUACAAAGUAUGCUGAUUUCUGUGCCUACUGUAUAAUGGUUUUCAGACAGUUUUCUCAGGGGUACAAACUUUGAAAAUGAGCAUGACACUGACCAGCCCAAAUUACAAUCAUGUUGUCUUUGCUUUGGGAGGUUUUGCAAACCUUUUCCUUACCCUGUAGCUUGCAUGUGAACUUCCUUUAUUGCAUUUGGUUGCGCUGACGUUUAAGACCGAAUUCUCUAAGCCUGGAGACCUGAGGUUUUUUUAAAAACUGGUUUUCUUAUGACACAGUGUCCAUGUUACACGAGCAAAUCCAACAUUACUGAGAAACAGAAUUGCAGUGAUUGUUUGAGGGGACACCUGCACAAACGCUCGCUGCGUUAGCUGUCUGUAGGGUUCCGACUAGCUUCAGCGCCUCCCCAGGACACAGGGCAGUGGUGACCUUUGACACCUCGUAGCGAAGGUUCCUUCUGAUCAGGCAUUUUGGCAGUUUUGCUUUUGAAAUGAUCAUCAGUCUAGACUGUUUAAACACAGUCUUCAGAUUUUUAAAUCUAAAACUUAGAAGGUGAUGCCUUCUCCAGGGACAGUUCCUCAAGGGCUAUGGCGUACGGAUUGUGGCCAGGUCCGUUUGAAUCAGCGGGUGUACCCGUGUCAGCUUUGUGAGCUGUCUGUGACCAUGUGUCUUCACAGCCGCCUCUGCCUGUCCUUGCUUUUCUCAAGUGAUGUCUAGAAUGAACGUGGUUUUUGGAAAAGCAGAAUGAAAAACUAAAAAGUGUAUCUUACACCUUUUCCUUACCCCAUGGAUAUUUUAUUUUUUGGUAGUUAAGGCAAAGUACCAGAAAAUUUGAAAUACCUGAAUACAUCAAGAUGUGCUUGUUUUGUUUUGUUUUGUUUCUUUCUUUAAUCCUCUGAGGUUCUGUGAUGAUAAUGGAUUGGUUAUCCUUUUGUUCUAGGUCCUCAUGUUUCUUUAUAAAAACCACGUCAUGGAAAAAAGCUACAAGGCGACAAGGGCCAAAAUCCAUUUGGGUACUCUCUGAAUCCUGAUUUUAAUUGCUAGAAUUCACCUAAAUUCUUGAGCUUCAUGAUAUAGGGACACGUGGAAUGAAAUAGAAACUGAACUAAUUAUGUUCACAUUUGGUAGACGUUAAAACCAUGUAAUGGCUCCUAGAGAUUUUCAGCAGUGAAAAACAUCUCAAACCAGAUCGUCCCUGACAGUUUGCUACUCUCCUUUUUCCUCUCAGGCUCCUGUCCUCAGCCUGCACCCCAGGUGCUCAGACCUGGGGUUCCCUGCAUUCCUGCUGAAGCUUGUCAUUUCUAUCCCCUCCUGCCCCAGGCUCCUGCCUUGUUCCCCCUUGAAACCAGUGGAUCCCGUACUUCCAUCUCUUGAGGAUAAGUGUUGGCUAGAGUAGAAGUUGGUGGGUCUGAGCUACACUAAACCGAGAAUGGGAAAGGUCUAGAAGAGAGUAUUGGACCUCUGUCAUCAGUAUAUAUUGCAUUGCAGCUCUGGUUCCAGUGCCCUUUCUAACCUGCGGAAUGACUCAUUUGUUUGGCUUACGGUGAAUAUCACUGGGCUCUUCAGUCCUUUCUCUCCAAGACUCAGUGUCUCUCCUGCAUGAGAAAGGAUCAGAGUGCUGCUCACCUCUCCCUGCCCCUGGAGUUCAUACACAGUGAUCCUCACUUGGUGAAUGGGAAGCAUAACAACACUGUUCGUCUGGGCAAGCUCCUUAUAACUUGCUAUAUACCUAGAAAUACAUGGUUUAGGGCUGAGGCCAAGGCAGGUUGCUUGUCCUUCCCCACUGAAUUGAAGACAGCUAGACUCACUGUGCAAAUCCGAAGUCAUUACCUCCCUCCCCACCCCCAUUCCCCACCCUACCUGGGCAUGUGGGGGCGACCUCAACACUGCCCUUUGUCACAUAUCCACUUGUUGGUGGCACUGGAGACCCUGGGUAAAUGUGCACUAUUUGUCAAUGCCAGGACUGUUCUCAGAUGUGAAAAGCAGUCAGAGUUGGUCAUGCUCUGUCCAGUCAUUUUAGCUCCUCUGCCUGGGGGAGGGGAAACUAAAGGCUAGUUGGAAGGGGAGGUUAGAUGUGUUCCCUUCAGCCCUUCCCGACUGGCAGAGUAAUGGGGAGAUGCCCCUUUCCUCAACUAAAGCCUAGUCAUUGGUUAGAAAACUCUUAAGUAUCUGGACUCAUCUAUGCCUCACCACGUCUUUUGAAUUGUAGUCUGUCUCAGGACACGUUUUCCUGUCUCGGAUAAGCCAGUUCACUUACAAACCGGUUUCAGAUCAAGCUUCGCUUGUGGAAAAUGGAGAUUCUGGUGGUGAUUAUGACGGCACUUCUCUUGUGAGUGGCCCUCCUAGACGAACAGUACUAUAAAAAUACUCUUAGACGACUUAGCUAGAAUUCUGACAUUAGGUAGAGCUUGUGCAUUACGUGUGCAUGGAUUAGUACCCAGAUACAGUUGAAGUCAUCUGUGUGUUGAAUGACAGAAGCCUGGAUUUGAGAUUGUGGCCCUGGAUAUCUGGAUAGUUGUGUGUUUAUGUGCUUUGGUGACAGAGGUGCUGUGUUCCGACAGCUUAGACUCUGAAGCAGCCAUUCACGGAAAAGGUUAAGGGCGAAAGGAUCAGCCCUGUUUUCCAUACCAGCAUUACUUCAUGGCUCAUGGAUCUGAAGGACUGCUUUUAAGAACGUCUGGUACUAUCGUACUCGGAAACCGUGGUCAAAGUCACAUUGUUAAAACUUGAGGCAACUUGUAUUCUUGUGGGAAAUCAUUAGUCCUGUAAUUUCUUAAUUGUCUUCAUACAGACCAUGUAUAAAGAACAUGACCGCCCUCUCUACAUUUGAAUAAUCAGAUGUAGGUUAGUGAAGGAGACUAGGGAAUAUUUUCUUUCAAAAGGAAUUUGAAAUCAGUUUUAUAGUAUUUUUUAAAUUAAAGUACUCCCUAACAUAUCAAAAUGCAGAUGUUAUCUCAGAUUUUUUGACUGCUCAAGCACAUAAUCUGAUAAGGCUCUUUUUUUCUGUUUAAAGUAAUUUUUAUUUUCUGUUUUCAACCAUUU
Molecule: messenger RNA, 6966 nt
Organism: Enhydra lutris kenyoni (northern sea otter)
Lineage: Eukaryota; Metazoa; Chordata; Mammalia; Carnivora; Mustelidae
Gene: LIFR
Product: LIF receptor alpha
Exons: 20
Coding region: 73-3366 (1097 amino acids)
Biological process (GO): positive regulation of cell population proliferation; cytokine-mediated signaling pathway
Cellular component (GO): signaling receptor complex; membrane; external side of plasma membrane
Molecular function (GO): ciliary neurotrophic factor receptor binding; leukemia inhibitory factor receptor activity; oncostatin-M receptor activity
Source: RefSeq, a predicted model, not a curated record